CUUCCCUGGCAGCUGAACUCUCUUUGUGACUUAAACCCAGUGCGUCAACACCAAAAGGUCGAAACAAAGCAACAUCCGACAUCGCAACGUUCACUCGCAACGGCUCCUCACCGAUACUAUAAAACGCACCCUUCAGCCCACAGCCGCCACCAUGUCCAAUCCCAACGACCCUCCCCUCGACGAGAUCCAAUGGCGCUCUCCCCCCAUCGUCGCCAACAUGGGCGGCCUGCACUCCAACACGAUCCUCUUCUACUUCGCCGAGUCGCCCUUCUUCGAGCGCACCUCCAACAACGCCGUCAUCAUGAGCCAGGCCAUGAACAACAUGGCCAUGUACCACUUCAUCCAGACCCGCGAGGCCUUCGAGGCCCGCCUCAAGACCAUGUCCGGCCUCGAGUUCAUCGUCGGCGAGGAGCCUGCCGAGAUGGCACCUGGCACCGGCACGGGCGUGUGGAUAAUUCGCAAGCAGACGCGCCGCAAGCUGUACGACGACGAGGAUGAGGUGACGGUUCACGCGUCGUACUUUGUCGUAGGGGAGAACAUUUAUAUGGCGCCUACGCUGGGCGACAUCCUCGCCUCGAGAAUUAUGACCAUCUCCUCAGCCAUCGCAAAGGCUCUCCCCGCCGCCGAAAGUGUCCGAAAGUGGCGCCCAUCUCUCGGGCACGUCUACCAACUGCCCCCUGACCAGCCCUCAACGCGACAAAAAGUACAGGACUCCAAGGAGGCCACCCCUAUACCAGACGAGACAGGCAAGACCGCGCCCGCUGCUCAAAAGAACGACGAACUAUCGCUAGAGAGACUCGCGGAAGAGUCUCUCAUGACCCACAUGAAGUACGGCGGCGAAUACGUCGACGAGAAUCCCAUCACCGGCCGCCCUGGCGAGUUCCAUCUCUCCUCCACAGGCCGCAAGGUCGUGCCUCCGCCGCAACUUGCCAAGGAGGAAGGCAUCGGCCGCAUCAGCGGACCGACGCUCAACACCAAGUUUGAUGACAAGAAGGAUGGCAAGGCCGACAAGACGCCCAAGUCGGCGACGGCGCCGAAGCCCAAGCGGAGAAAGAGCAAGAUGAGCACAAGCACGCCCACAGCGUCUUAGCAAGUUCUAGAGUGUUGAAGAAGAGGGGCCAUGGCGUUAUGUUCUGUAAAAUUAGAUGGAAGUUUUGUAUUUUUACUUUUGAUACCCAAUACACGGCGCUAAAUUGCAACAAAGAGAAUGG
Messenger RNA from Ilyonectria robusta, 1211 nucleotides. RefSeq names its product MED6 mediator sub complex component-domain-containing protein. Gene Ontology annotation, cellular component: mediator complex; core mediator complex. Bases 152 to 1090 code for a protein of 312 amino acids. Gene Ontology annotation, molecular function: transcription coactivator activity. Gene Ontology annotation, biological process: regulation of transcription by RNA polymerase II. NCBI's taxonomy places the organism in Eukaryota, Fungi, Ascomycota, Sordariomycetes, Hypocreales, Nectriaceae. The record is from RefSeq and is a predicted model, not a curated record. The transcript has 2 exons.